Callithrix jacchus (white-tufted-ear marmoset) is the source of this 3315-nucleotide messenger RNA. RefSeq names its product zinc finger protein 266 (gene ZNF266). NCBI's taxonomy places the organism in Eukaryota, Metazoa, Chordata, Mammalia, Primates, Cebidae. The record is from RefSeq and is a predicted model, not a curated record. Gene Ontology annotation, molecular function: DNA-binding transcription factor activity, RNA polymerase II-specific; RNA polymerase II cis-regulatory region sequence-specific DNA binding. Gene Ontology annotation, biological process: regulation of DNA-templated transcription.
GUUUGGGGCUGGAAGCGGAAGUGACGACAUCAGCGGAGCGCCUCUGUCUUUUCCGGCGCUUUCUCUGCGUUGCCAAACCAGUUUUCUUUCUGGUGGUCUUCGGACUUAAUACAGCUGUGGCGAGGCCGGAUAACCUUCAGGAAUCAGCGGCGGAAGUGGUGGUGAAAGUAGCAGUUUGGCCCAGGGCGCAGAGGGGUCACUUUAGAGAGGUCUUGCCCGCUCCGCUUGGUCCGCCGGGGCCGCCAGGUCCCAAAUGCCACUGGAGCUGUCACUGCGACCGCCCUGGGCCAGGAGCCCUUUCGAGAUCUGUCAUAAGGGAGCUUCCUCACGAUUUUUGCAAACACGGAGAUUGCCGCUUCAUCUUCCUCCAAAUCAAUCUUUGUGACUUUGUUUUUUCCUGAAACAACGAAUUUUUGCCGUUCGAGUUGAUUGUGGUCCUUAGUCCCCGCAUCUCCUGGACCUGGCGAUUCCGGCGCGUGCUGGCCUGUACCUCCCCACAGAGCUUCAAAAUGGGCGUAUAGGAAGAAAGAAUGGGGGCUUUGAAUUCACUUUUGGGCUCCUUCUACCUAAAUUAGUCCUUUGCUUCCCUGAAGGUACAUCCAGACGAAGAACUCUGUGUGACUCCUUAUAGACACUUACCUAUCUGGGGGUUGGGUUGAUACACUCCAUGACACCAUUAACCCUGGAUAAAGAGAAUGGAGGUUAAGUCUGUUCGUGUAGAUUCCUAAGCCGCUCUGGAGUGAUCCUUGGAAUAAAGGAAGGGCGCUUUGAAGCACAUUCAGCCGUCAGCCCUGCGGGAUGGCAGCCACUGAUUUGUCCUAUGGUCUUUACAGAGACCCAGUCUGCCUUCAAGAAAAGACAGAAGUAGAAAGGAUGGUGGCUGACUGUCUGACAAAUUGUUAUCAGGAUUCAGUGACCUUUGAUGAUCUGGCUGUGGACUUCACCCCAGAAGAAUGGACAUUACUGGACCCAACUCAGAGAAACCUCUACAGAGAUGUAAUGCUAGAGAACUACAAGAAUUUGGCCACAGUAGGAUGUCAGCUCUUCAAACCCAGUCUGAUCUCUUGGCUGGAACAAGAAGAGUCUAGGACAGUGCAGAGAGGUGAUUUCCAAGAAUGGAAAGUGCAACUUAAAACCAAACAGUCGGCCCUUCAGCAGGAUUUUUUUGGGGAGCCAACCUCUAGUGGGAUUCAAAUGACGGGAAGCCACAAUGUAGGGGAUGAUGUUAAGCAGUGUGGAGAUGUCUCCAGCGAACACUCAUGCCUUAACACACAUGUGAGAACUCAAAAUAGCAAGAGCUCAUUUCAGUGUCAUCAGUAUGGAGUAGACUUCCUUACCCUAUGCAAGAGAACCUCUUCCGGAGAGCACUGUUCUGUGUUUAAUCAGUGUAGAAAAGCCUUCAACCUGACUCCAGAUGUUGUUUAUCAGGGAACAUGCAUAGGGGAGAAAGCUUUUGAUUGCAGUGACUCUGGGAAAUCCUUCAUUAAUCAGUCACACCUUCAGGGACAUUUAAGAACUCACAAUGGAGAAAGUCCCCAUGAAUGGAAGGAAUGUGGGAGAGGCUUUAUUCACUCCACAGACCUUGCUGUGCAUAUACAAACUCGCAGUUCAGAAAAACCCUACAAAUGUAAGGAAUGUGGAAAGGGCUUUAGAUAUUCUGCAUACCUUAAUAUUCACAUGGGAACCCACACUGGAGACAUUCCCUAUGAAUGUAAGGAGUGUGGGAAAGCCUUCACUAGGUCUUGUCAGCUUACUCAGCACAGAAAAACUCACACUGGAGAGAAGCCUUAUAAAUGUAAGGAUUGUGGGAAAGCCUUCACUGUUUCCUCAUGCUUAAGUCAACAUAUCAAAAUUCAUGUGGGUGAGAAGCCUUAUGAAUGCAAGGAAUGUGGAACGGCCUUCACCAGAUCUUCUCAACUUACUGAACAUUUAAAAACUCACACUGCAGAGGACCCCUUUGAAUGUAAGACAUGUGGAAAAUCCUUUAGAAAUUCCUCAUGCCUCAGUGAUCACUUUCGAAUUCACACUGGAAUAAAACCCUAUAAAUGUAAGGACUGUGGGAAAGCCUUCACUCAGAACUCAGACCUUACCAAGCAUGCACGAACUCACAGUGGAGAGAGGCCCUACGAAUGCAAGGAAUGUGGGAAGGCCUUUGCCAGAUCCUCUCGCCUGAGUGAACAUGUAAGAACUCACACUGGAGAGAAGCCUUUUGAAUGUGUCAAAUGUGGGAAAGCCUUUGCUAUUUCUUCAAAUCUUAGUGGACAUUUGAGAAUUCACACCGGAGAGAAGCCGUUUGAGUGCCUGGAAUGUGGGAAGGCAUUUACACAUUCCUCUAGUCUUAAUAAUCACAUGCGGACCCACAGUACCAAAAAACCAUACACAUGUAUGGAAUGUGGCAAAGCCUUUAAGUUUCCCACGUGUGUGAACCUUCACAUGCGGAUCCACACUGGAGAAAAACCCUACGAAUGUAAACGGUGUGGGAAAUCCUUCAGUUACUCCAAUUCAUUUCAGUUACAUGAACGAACUCACACUGGGGAGAAACCCUAUGAAUGUAAGGAGUGUGGGAAAGCCUUCAGUUCUUCCAGUUCCUUUCGAAAUCAUGAAAAAAGGCAUGGAGAUGAGAAACUGUCAGGGUAAGGAAUGUGGGGAAACCUAAAGGUGUCCCUGUUCUCACUGAAUACAUGAAAACUCACCGGGAGAAACCCUAUGAAUGUAAAAAUGUGGAAGCAGCUUUGUAUCUCAGGUCUUCAUGAACACAUAUGAAUUCACAGUGGAGAAGACCCUGCGUCAGUAGGGAAUGUGGAAACUACUUCACUGAAUUCCCAAGCCUUACCAAACACAUCAGAAAUUUCACUGGAGAGAAACCCUAUGAAUGUAGAGAGUCUGGGAAUUGCUUUCUGAAUCUCACAAACCUUAAUGUGCAUAUGUGAACUCACAUUGGAGAGAAACUCUGCAAUUUAAAUGGUAUGGUCUGGACGAUGCCCCACUCCAUAUUUUUAAGCCCUAAGUCCUGGUUCCUUACAAUAUAACUCUUUGGAUGUAAGGUUUUUAAACAGGUGAGUAACUUCAAAUGAGGCUGUUAAGUUCGAUCCCUAAUCUAACAUCACUGAUGUCCCUAUGAGAGAAAGUGAAGGAAGGAUACACAUGGAGGAGACUGUGAACCCACCAGAAGGUGGCCAUCUGCAGGCCAAGGGCAGAGACCUGGAACGGAUGCUUUCAUUUUGGCCUCCAGAGGAAACCAACCCUGUCUUCACCUUGAUAUCGGACUUGCAGGCUCCACAACUGUGAGGCAAUAAAUUUCUCUUGGUGAAAUCA